AUGCGUUUCUCCGCCCUCUUCCUUGCCGGCGCCGCCUCGGCCGCCGUCAUUGAGCGCCAGACCUUGAUCACUCCUCAGGUCCCCGACGCCAGCGACAUCAAGAUCCUCGGCGUCACUGCCAUCGGUACUGGCUGCCCUGCUGGCCACGCCUUUGUCAACGUUGACGCCACUGGCACCAUCUUCGAUGUUGCCUUUGACAGAUACAUUGUCUCUGCCGGCCCUGGUACCAGCCCCGCCACUGACAGCCGCAAGAACUGCCGCAUCAGCAUCAACCUGCAGUUCCCCUCAGGAUACCAGUUCUCCGUCAUCGAGACCCGCUUCACCGGUUAUGCUUCCCUCGCCCAGGGCCAGACCGGUACCGUCCGCGCCGGCUACACCUUCUCCGGCGACCCGCGCCAGGAGGUCGUCUUCCAGAAGAACCUCGUCGCCCCUUACGAGGACAACUACAACAUGCUCGCCGGCGUCGGUGUCGAGGCCUUCUCCGCCUGCGGCAAGACCACCGCCAUCCUCAACGUCAACUCCGAGAUCCGCAUUACUCCUCUUGCGACCCCCUACUUCGGAACCAUGACUGUUAGUGCUCCCCAAAAGCUCGCGCUCAAGUGGCGCCGUUGCGUUCCCACGUCAAGCGCCUGAGUUGGCCUGCCUACUACUACCUCUCUCCACAUCACACACACACUCUUCUACCAUAACCAAUCUCCAAGGGGGAAAGAAAGAAAGAAAAGAACAAGGUCCUUCGGCGGCUCCGGGGAAAAAAACAUCACACACACACACACACACACACCACACCACUUACUAGAUACCCACCCACCUUAUCCUCCUCACCUACCUACUUAACACACAUAUUAAUCUGCCAUCAUCAUCAUCAUCACCACCACCACCAUCAUCAUCAUCAUCAUCAUCAUCAUCAUCAUGAAUGCAUUAGAGAAAAAAGAAUAGAAGGGCUAAUUACGAGGGCCAUUAACGCCGACCAUUUCUUCCACAGGUGGACGCUUUCGACGGCAGCAUUCACGUCAUCUUCCGCACCAACUGGCAGUUCUGCCGCUAAGUUUCUUCUUUUCAUUGAGAGGACACUUGGAUAUCUUCUGGGGGGCUGCAGCAGCUGAAGGAACGGAGGAGCGGGAUGAAAAGGGGAUGAUGAUGAAACUUUUCUUUUGUGCUCCGCUUUUCAAUGUUAUCGAGGAUGUGGUGGGGGGGAGGGAAUUUGAAGCCGAGGGAUCUUGAGGAGGAUGAGGGGGAUUGGAAAGGGAGUGGUGGAUAACGAGCGGAUGAGUGGGGAAGUGGUUUCUUCUUUGAGUCUUUGGAUCUGGUCUCAUCCGGUUUGUGGGGGGGACUUUUGAAAAAGAUGCUCUCUCUUUUUUUGUUUUUGAGAUUGAGUUAUGAAAUUUGAUUUUGCUUGUUUCCCUGAAACGUUUCGCCUGAGCCGUUUGUUGACGAGUGUGGACUGGGCUGUGCGCCCCUUAUCUCCCCUGAGUGUCCCUGAGAAAAAGUAAACAAAGAGAUUGUGUGUGCCUAGUCGUUUUGUCUAGGGCCCCACGCUGAGCAAGUAUAUAUGGUAGCUGUCUCCUCUGGAAAGGGCAGAUAUAUUUACAAAAGGGC
This is a messenger RNA of Podospora pseudocomata, 1596 nucleotides long. RefSeq lists its product as uncharacterized. Bases 1 to 633 code for a protein of 210 amino acids. The transcript is spliced from 2 exons. The record is from RefSeq and is a predicted model, not a curated record. Lineage: Eukaryota; Fungi; Ascomycota; Sordariomycetes; Sordariales; Podosporaceae.